This is a messenger RNA of Centruroides sculpturatus (bark scorpion), 2937 nucleotides long. RefSeq names its product UV-stimulated scaffold protein A-like. The transcript is spliced from 4 exons. Gene Ontology annotation, cellular component: chromosome. NCBI's taxonomy places the organism in Eukaryota, Metazoa, Arthropoda, Arachnida, Scorpiones, Buthidae. Gene Ontology annotation, molecular function: RNA polymerase II complex binding. The coding region runs from base 815 to 2845 and encodes 676 amino acids. The record is from RefSeq and is a predicted model, not a curated record. Gene Ontology annotation, biological process: transcription-coupled nucleotide-excision repair; response to UV.
AAAAACAAUUUAUAUAAAAAUAAUGUUGUUUAAAACUUAAGAGAAUAAAGUUUUAUUCGCUAUAAUAUUCGAGAUCAUUGGUUAAAGUUUACCUAGGGAACCCCAAUGGCGGCGCUUCCAACUGUUCGUAGUCCUGACGGACUCCUCCCGGAGGGGAGCCGCCUAGUGCCAAACGUCACUAGUUAUUGAUUCACGGUAGUUUUUGAACAAAAUUAAAAAAAAAAGAAAAAAAGAAAACCUCUACUAAAAAUUUAAUUAAUUUAACCUAACCUAACCGAAGCGCCGCCAGUGCCCUAGUUCCCUAGGUAAACUUUGACCUUUGACUCCUAUGGUAUGCCAAUUGUAACAUUUAUAGUCCAACUAGGGACGUGUUUUGGAACUGAUGAAAAUGGGGUCUAAAACUGAUUGAACUUUGGUUAUUUUUUAAAAUUUAUUUAUUUAUUGAUCUAUAAAUUGGGAUAUUAUGUUGGCGUGUUAAUACAUUUGCUCUGUUCAAAGAUUGAUUCUAUAAUCAAAUAUUAAAAACACAAAAAACCAGGGAUGGUCCAUGGAAGUCUGGGAUGUAUGUUCAACUACCAACAGGCGUGGUUUACAGAUAGUGGACUUUAAUUGGACAUUUGCAUUUUGAAAAAAGAUAAUUGAAGUUUUAAGAAAGGAUUUCUUCUUGUUUCUGUGUAAAUAAUACAGGCAUAGAAGCUACACCAUAAUAUUGCUAGUCUGCACAGUGAAAGCAUAGACAUGACUCAGCCUGAGCCGGAAGGGUAUUUCAGAUGAAAGGGAUAGAAACAGCAUAGUAUUUAUAACAUUUAUCAAGAUGGCUUCUGAUCUGGAAUUACGAAAUGAAUUGUCGGCUCAUUUAGAACAGUUAACGACUAAUGGAGAUAAAGAAUUAAAUCAAGAAAUUAUGAAAAAAGUGAAAAAUAUCUGCAAAAAGUCUGAAGAAUAUGUUAAUCAUGCAUUUCACGUAAUUAUGAUGCAAAUUUGUAAACCUCAUUCGGAAAUCCGCUACAGUUCCCUUUUAGUGAUUAAUGAGUUAUUCAAAAGGUCGCAUAUUUUUCGUAAACUUUUACUGUCAGAUUUUCAAAAUUUUUUAGAACUCUGUGCUGAAACUAAUAAAGACAAGUUACUACCACCUCCUAAAAAUGUAGGAAAAAACCUAAAAAUUAAAACAUUAAAAUUUGUUCAAGAAUGGAAUGAUCAAUUCGGAGAAGAUUAUAAACGUUUAAAACUUGGUUUUAACUUUUUGAGAGAAUGUAAAAAAAUUGACUUCGCAAAUCUUCAGGCGCAGGAUGCCUUUAUUCAGAGAAGAGACGAAGAAGCUAGACAACGUCAGGAAAAUAUUAUCCAAGACAAAGUCAAUAAAACUUUAGUGGAGAUGACAGAUAAGAUUCCUGAAAUUGAGAGUGUUUUAAAUCAAAUGGAUAAUUGUUUCAAUCUUCUGUUUCCAACUGUUAAUGAUUUUUGCAAUGAUUUAGAAACCCCUUCUACUUCAAAGCUUUCAAGCAUUUUAGAAGAAUCUAGUGAAAAUGACAAAGAAGAUCUUGAAGAUAAAUUGGAAGUUGAUGAAAUGAUGAGACAUCACGGGCUUAAAAAUAUGAAAGAUAAUUAUAAUCUUGAGAUUGUAAUUAAUCCUUGUGUUCACAUGAACACAGAUACUUUGGCUAUUAUUGAAAAUUUAAAAGAUCUCCAUACUCAGAUUAAUAAAUGUUUAUUACCAAUGGUUGGUAAAUGGUUAAAUAUUUUUACAAAAGGAUCUAAUUGUUCAGGUUCACUUAAGAGAGCAAUAGACUUAAAAAAUUUGCUAAUGACUAAAAUUGAAAAGUUCAGAGAACUAAAAAUCUUACCUGAGCAGAAUUCUGUGGAUGAUGAUCAUGAGGAGGAGGAGGAAGAAGAGGAAUUUAUAGCUGUAGAAGAAAAAGAAGGCUUAGAAACUGUAAUUCCACCUCAUUUAAGACAUGAAUAUGGUUUAGAACCCAUUAACAAUAAUAAUAAUAAACAAAAUACAAAAGUGAAAGAUAAUGUAGAUGAAACAAAAGAUCCUACAACAGUUGCAUCAAAUCUUCAUGCAAUAUAUGAAAAAAUGGGUAAAAAAUUACAAAACAGAAAAAAUGAAAAAACUGAAGAUCCUGUUCCUUGUUGUAGUAAAGACAUUGACAUAGAUGCAAAAAAAGCAGAAAUGCUUUCUAAAGCACCUCAUAAACCCUACGAUAUUGAUCUUUAUCAUUGGGAAGACGAAAAACUUGAAGCACCAACCAUUAUAAAAUACGAACCCUGUAAUAAAUUUUGGUUGCCAAGUCAUGUUGACGUAACUGAAUUUCAGUUAAAAGACGGUGCAGCAGCUCUUAGAAUGAGAAAAAUAGACUUUACUGGUGAAUUUGUUCCAGUAAAAUGGAGCUGUCGAGCUCCUCUCCCAAGUGGUAAAUUAUGCCCCAGGAAAGACAGAUAUAAAUGCCCUUUUCACGGAAAAAUUGUACCUAGAGACAAAUACGGAAAUAAAGUAAAUUCAGAUGAAAAAUCUAAAUUGAACAUAGAAUUGACAAAUGAGGAAAGUGUACCAGAUUGGCAAGAUCCAGAAUUGUUACGAGAUUUAGAAGCAACUACCGGUAUUAAUCUGAAAAUGCCAGAAAAGAGAAAGAAAUUACAAAAAAAAUCUUUUCAAAAGAAGAAAAAGAAAUAUCCUAACUUAACUGAUGUUACUAAAGAGGAAAAUACUGUUCGAAAAAGGCUAGAGAAGAAAGUCUUUAAUAAAAGAGCCGUUCAAAACAUCUGUGAGCAAUUGGAUUCUAUUGAUAGGAAAAAAUAUGACGAUAAAUUUGGAGAUCAGUGGGCUUAUGCUUUUAAGUAGUAAGACUGAAAAGUAUUCUAAAAUGCUAUAUGUAAUUAAGAUUGAUAUCUAUUUAUACAAAAUAUUUAUUUAAUAAAUAAUUUGCAUAAAAA